AUGCUAAAACGGCGUCAUGGAACCAAACCAGGUGCUUCUCUUCAGAUGUAUGGCAUUCGUAAUGGAAUGCCUGCGUCAUUCAAUGCACUUACGUCGGAGCUAAAGAGCGCACCGCAAGAGUAUCACAUAAACGAGCAUGGAAUCAUAACCACGAGCUUGGAAGAAUCUACAAGGUUGUUCAUCUAUAUUGAAUGCACUAGUACAACGGCUUGGCAACAGCCUCGCGGAAGGAUUGGAACGAGGCCAACCCAGGGUACUGCGCGUGCAACAUUGUGGCGCGAAAGCUCGCGUUCGGCGACGCAACAGCCGGCAUGGAGGCGGUGUCCACGACCGAAGUCGCGAUCGUGUGGAAUCCUUGGCGCUGCUUGUGCUUGGGGCUCUUGUCGCAGAUCACGUACACCUUGCCGCGGCGGCGCACGGUCUUGCACGAAUCGCACAUCUUCUUCACGGACGAGCGGACCUUCAUGA
Molecule: messenger RNA, 468 nt
Organism: Aphanomyces astaci
Lineage: Eukaryota; Oomycota; Saprolegniomycetes; Saprolegniales; Verrucalvaceae
Exons: 1
Coding region: 1-468 (155 amino acids)
Source: RefSeq, a predicted model, not a curated record